GGCUAAGCCCGUUUUGACCCGAAACUCAUUGUAACCAUAAAUAUAGAAAGGGGUCUAACUCUAACUCACAUAAAAAAAAACUACCCACUCGCUUCAAAUGCCUAAAAAAUCAGAAAAUAUGUGUGAUAUGCGUAAUUGGUUGGUCUCCAUGCAUAAAGUAAUGUUUUAACUACUUGCAUGCCAAAUUUCAAGUCACGGGGUCUUAAAAUAGCAGAGAUAUACGUCAACCUUUCCGAGAUUUCGGCCGUUUAUUUUUACUAGGACAUUUACCGGUCCAGGUCAACUGGUGGGUUUUUCCCUAUGACAACAGUGAAAUCCAGAGAAGUGAGACACAUUUCGCAUCUAUUGUACGGAAUUUCACAUAAAUCUAUGCUACUUACUUACUCAUAUUUCGAUAAAGUUCUCCAUGUAUGCUAUAUCUGGGUCUUUUAUUCUGCAACAACAUCGACUGCUAACAAAACCAGCCAUUUUGAUAGUUCAUGUUAAAAGAAAUGUCAUUGGUUGAUAUUCUUGGUAAUAUUUGACCAUGACCUUUUCUUUUUGGCGGAAUAAAUCGAAAGUACCUCUGUCUUUUAUAUACACAUACGACGUAAAAUCUAUUCACAAAAUGAUCACUGAGGGACAGCAAAGUGCAAUUGAUUUGGCUUUAUCCAGUCACAAUUUGUAUAUAGGGGGCCAGGCUGGGACAGGCAAGACAUUUUUGCUACUUGAAAUUUACAACUUAUUGAAGAAACAAAACAAAAUGGUGUACAUCACAUGUACCACAGGGAUUGCCUGUACGAAUUUUAAUGGAUUCGGAGCCAAUGCCCAGACUAUUCACAGUUGGAGUGGGAUUGACGAUGGAAGAUAUGAACUCACCAAGAUACAGAGUGUGUUAGAAAACUACAAAAAGGAAACACACAGCAGAAUUUGUGAGACAGAUGUUCUCAUCGUUGAUGAGGUAUCCAUGUUGUCUCAGAAACAGUUUGAACUUGUGGAGAAAGCUUGUGCAGUAAAAAACCAUAACUUGCUGUUUGGGGGCAUACAAGUUAUUCUAAGUGGUGAUUUCUACCAACUUCCACCUAUUCGGAACCUUUUAUACCAUGAUGAUGGAAAAUUUUGUUUUCAAAGUGCAAUUUUUCAGCAAGCUAUACCCCAUAGAAUUGUUUUGGAUGAAGUAAUUAGACAAAAUGAUCCACAAUUUAUCAAAGUGGUUAAUGAAAUUUCUGUAGGGAAAGUGAGUUCAGACACAGAAAAAUUUGUCAAAGGAUUAAGUGGAGACUUUUGUUCCCAAACAAGUGAUUCCCUCAAACUUUAUGCUACAAAUGAUCUUGUUGAACAGCAUAAUAGAGAUUCUAUUAUAAGAUGGCCUGGAGAAAUGUUUGAAUAUACUAGUAAUGACUUUGGAAAACUUGAUUCUCUACAUAGGAUAUUAGCACCUCCAGUACUGUGGCUGAAGAAAGAAUGUCCUGUAAUCCUGUUGCAAAACAUUUCAGGAAAACUCUUUAAUGGACUUAGGGGCAGUGUGGUUUCAUGUGACAAUGAUGGGCCUACAGUUCAUUUCCAAUCCGUGAACAUUACCAGAAAACUAAAAAAAGAAUCAUUUUCAGUGUAUAGUCCAGAUUUGAAGAGAAAUGUUGUAGAGAGGGUUCAGAUACCUUUGAAAUUAGCAUUUGCCUUAACAGUCCACAAAGCUCAAGGAAUGACUUUGAACUGUGUAGAAGUGGACCGUCGUAAAAUGUUUGCACCUGGGAAGUUAGGGGUUGCCAUAAGCAGAGUUCGAUCGGCUACUGAUUUGAGGGUUAUCAACUUUAAUGCCAAUGUCUGCAUUCCACAUCCAAAUAUUAUUCCAGACUUUCUUCAAUCUCCCUCAUGCACUCCAAUCGAUGACUUCACUUGUUGUCGUUUUCACAGGCAAAUUGUUUCUGACUUUGAAGGAGAAACAUCAAUACCUCUAGACAUUUUAGCAGUGGCAAUGCAGUCUGAGUUUGAAGAUAUGGAGGUGUGUGAUGAUACUGUUCUGAAUACUUUAACAGUUCCUACCAGUGAUACUCCGUGUAGCUCUGAUACCUUCAGUUUACCUGCUGAUUUCAGCACAACAGAAAUGUUAAGAAAUCUCUAUGUAAAAAAUGUGGUGACAGACAUGCAAAAAGAAACAAAUGAUGUUUUAGAUAUCCUGUGCAGUUCAGGGAGUGUUCUUAAGAAUGUGCAUAAAUUUUGUGCUGAUGAAUUUUCCAUUAUGAAUGAUAUGAUUGAAAGUAUUCGGGCUGAAAAAAUACCACAAGCCAUUAAGCCAGAUAGACUCGCUGAAUUUUAUCGUACAUGUCAUGAACAUCAAACCUCUACACAAUACAAGGCCCGCGUUUUGAUUUGA
Molecule: messenger RNA, 2353 nt
Organism: Ostrea edulis (European flat oyster)
Lineage: Eukaryota; Metazoa; Mollusca; Bivalvia; Ostreida; Ostreidae
Exons: 5
Coding region: 527-2353 (608 amino acids)
Biological process (GO): telomere maintenance; DNA repair
Molecular function (GO): ATP hydrolysis activity; DNA helicase activity
Source: RefSeq, a predicted model, not a curated record